UACACAUGAAAAGGCACGGACAAACAAGGGCAAAGGGGGAAAACCAUAAAAAAUGUGAGGGUAGAGUCGGAAGAAGAAGAAGGAAGAAAAUCGGCUCUCACACGGAAGAAAAAGAAGAAGAUCGGCGUCGACGGCGUAAGACUAAGAGAAGGAGAGGAGAUCGGCGUUUCAGGAUAUGGAGGUGAAUUUGGUACAACGCGAUCAUCAAGAUGAGGAGGAAUUUGUAUUGCUUGAUCUUAGCAGUGUUUCUGGGGAACUUGACAUCCCGGCAAAUGCACCGUAUGUUCUAUCUGGUCUGGACACAUUGAAUCCAGUAUUAAUUAUAGAUGGCAAAUUGAAACUGAUUGGGGAAUAUGAAGAAACAAUUGGCACAUGCUUGGUCUUCACAGAAGAAGAUGGUAAUCCAGUGGUUCAUGAAGAGGUAGGACCAUCUGAGGCAAACCUUUUCUCAGGAAAAUGUAUAAUAGAUCCUAAUCAAACUCCAAGCAAACAAGUGAAACCGGUAACUCAGCUUCAGAAAAUUCUAAAGUUUAGAUUGGCCACAGAUGCUGACAUUCAAUGUUCGACAGCUGAGCAGACUAAAUGAGUAAGUUUGAAACAAAUUUUCCUUGGUGAUUCCGUACAGAAUCUUAUGCUGGGAUUUGGAUCCAUUCAACAGUCAAGGAAUGUCAGUUAGGGAAUUCCAUACUUAAGGAUGGUUUAUAGAAACCUACAGAAAUGCAAAUUCAAAGCAGUAACAAUGCCUAGGUAUUUGUUAUUAGUGAUUCUCUGGAUGGAAUCAAUGGUUUUACAGGGAACCUUGUCCCCCUAAGUCCCAAGCCCUCCAAAAUCUACAAGUCAUGGAUAGAAUUCUGUGCUAGUGUGAUUUUGAUUCUUCCAAUUUUGCGAUGAGGCAUCCCAAUCGUUUAAGAAUUAUCAUGUAUCCUUUGUAAGCAGGCAGGAAUUCAGAUGAAACAUGAACAAAUUGAUCAGUACAUUUUUAAUAUUUUUGUAAGCAAACCAAAAAAUUCAGUAAAUGUUCAUAACCCAUCCAA
This is a messenger RNA of Quercus robur (English oak), 1034 nucleotides long. RefSeq lists its product as uncharacterized. The transcript has 5 exons. Gene Ontology annotation, cellular component: transcription factor TFIIIC complex. Gene Ontology annotation, biological process: transcription by RNA polymerase III. The record is from RefSeq and is a predicted model, not a curated record. Bases 176 to 586 code for a protein of 136 amino acids. Lineage: Eukaryota; Viridiplantae; Streptophyta; Magnoliopsida; Fagales; Fagaceae.